AUGGUAAUCCUGGGCGCUGCCACAAACGUGGUGUACAGCUACGCUGGGCAGUGGAUGUACUUUGAACUCAUGGACACCAUGUCGGCUCCGGAGGACUUUCCGAAGUCUUUCUGCAUUGCAGGGCCAUUUAUGCUCGCUACCUACUUGGCGGUGGCAUGUAUGGGGUAUGGCUUUGGAUCGGGCAGUGGUGACUUGAUCGCCGGUAUGCCCCAUGGUCCGAUGCUUCAGGCUGCAGCGGCCAUGCUCUUCGUCCACGUCUUGAUUGUUUAUUUGAUCAAGAGUGUAGUGCUGGUUCACUAUCUGCACGGUUGCUGGAAGCCUGAGCAGGUGGAUUCACGGGGACUUCGCUCCUACAUGCAGCAUGGAGGCUUGGGUGUUCUCCUCCUGCUCUUGGGUUUCGUUGUGUCCAAUAUGAUACCAUUCUUUUCACAGCUGCUGGGCAUCAUCGGAGGGCUCUUUGCAGGCCCGAUCGGCUUCCUCUUUCCGAUCACAUUCUUUCUUCUGGCGAGAGGAAGAGAGAUAUUGAUGGAGACGGAGGAGCAUGACAAUCUGCCUACGCAGCGCGAGGCGUCUCCGGAGGAGGUGGUUGCCAUCUGUGGGAAUGAUGAUGCGCAGGAGGAAGGCACCGAAACAAGCUCCUCUGCAAGCUAUGAAAGCGUGCUGGGCAGCGAGCGGUGUAGGAUUCUGAUGGUCGGCUUCAACUCCCUUCCCUAUUGGGAGCAGAUCACCAUCGUGGCGACGGUGAUAUUCAUCGUGACCACAAUGGUGUUUGGGGUUGCUGAUGAGGUCCUCCAGGUCAUGGAAAUGUGGGAUCGGUUAGGAGCCCCAUUUCAGUGCCACCACCUGGAGCCACCGAGCCGUCCGACGUGCCCGGGCUCAGCUGGCUAG
This is a messenger RNA of Symbiodinium natans, 888 nucleotides long. Lineage: Eukaryota; Dinophyceae; Suessiales; Symbiodiniaceae. The record is from the annotation of a GenBank genome assembly.